Messenger RNA from Fonsecaea pedrosoi CBS 271.37, 1797 nucleotides. RefSeq lists its product as uncharacterized. NCBI's taxonomy places the organism in Eukaryota, Fungi, Ascomycota, Eurotiomycetes, Chaetothyriales, Herpotrichiellaceae. The record is from RefSeq and is a predicted model, not a curated record. The transcript is spliced from 2 exons. Bases 1 to 1797 code for a protein of 598 amino acids.
AUGAUUCUACCACACAGCUACUGGGUCCAUGUCUCCCAAUUCUCUCCCGGCACCCUUCCAAAAAGAGCGCCUCAAAGUCCCAAUACACCAGGUUUUCAAGAGAGCACGAACGGUACUCUUGAACCUGAAGGGAGCCAACAGGAACCUCCCAACUUUGCAGCGGCCGGGGUCACUGAAGGCAGAGGAACCACAACGGGUGAUAUCCUGCCGAUAGAGACGAGAGCUGUGGGAGACCUCACCGAUGGCAAAGACUUGUUUGCUCGUCAAGAUAUCCCUUCUCUCGUGUCCAGCGCAAUUGGAUCUGAACGCUUCCCGCCACCUUUUCCUUUCACGCCUGGGAUUCCUCCGUUCCCAACUGCUCCCGAGGCCUCCUUUCUGACCGCCGUUACGUCGACGCCAGAUCCAGGAUCAACAUUGUCCUCGAGCUCUUCACCUUCAACAACGCUUACGGACAAUCUCUCAUCCAGGACACUGGGCGAAUCGACAACAACGUCUGUCAACCCUGGCGGUCUUCUAUCUCAAUCUUCAACUGCAUCCGAUCCUUUGUCUGCGGCCCGUACAGCAUCGCAAUCGUCAACACCAAAUCAAUCCUUCCCAAUGACGUCGACUCCUGCGAGGACAACAGCUUCGUCGAGUCUCCAGCACACAGCCAGUGCCCCUGCUGUUGAGGCCAGCAUGAAUGGCACGACCGAAUCAAAAUGCCACGGGACUCUUUCGCAAGGACAAAAAGCAGGAAUUGCCAUUGGAACUCUCGUUGGUGCUACUUUGAUUCUGUCGUUGCUAUAUUGGUUCUUUAGAUGGCGUAAGGGUGGUCGUCAAGGCUCGAUCGUGAGACUGGGGCGACAUCGGCACCCUGAGUCUGGCGAAACGCCUUGGCCACGUAACCAGCCGUUCGGCAUCUUACCAGAUUCUCCCAUGGCAGAAGCUGGCUUGAGCAAUGUCCCGGCUUGGAACCACGAAAACACCCACGCGCAGCCGACCAUGAUAGUCAAAGCGCGGCAGUCCAUGCCCAGAUCUCUAAGGUUCCUCCGAACAAAUCCCUUGGGCAUGAACCCGGUGACUCCACCAGCCUCGAGGCCACGAACCCCGAGCCGAAAAUCACUCGCUUCGUCAUUGUUCCGUCGGCGCUCAACGGCGUCGACGCUGCGCAGUGUCUCGGUUCCACCAACAGAGGAACAACCCGUGUCCAUGAGAGGCCCUCACUCGUUACGACCCCUAUUCAUCCCCCCUUUCAGGCUUCACCCAGCAGCCUCGCCGGCAUCGCCGUCCAAGACAGCCACCAAGAGCAUCUCGGCGAGCACUCGCUCCUUUGCGGGUGCCUCUGCAACUCACUCGCGUCCAAUGAGCCAGCAGCGGAGGCCACGUUAUCCGAGUACAUCGCCCGCGGACAGAGAUCCUCGGUCUGCCAGAGCGAUCUUCGACCGGACGAGACCUCGUCUGCCGUCAAAACUGUCCAGGUCACAAUCCUCUACGACUACCACGACUGGCUCGGAAUCCUUGCCACAGGGCGUGAGAAAAGAUGUUCCACCCCCCGUGCCGCUCUGGCGAGGGCGAGUCAUGCCCCGGCAACCCCUGCCCACCUUGUCCACGUUGUGGGAGAGGGGUAAGACCCUCCAAGCCCCCAAUCUGUCACGAGAUGCCCAUCUGGACGUCUUGAAAGCGAACACGAAGGUGCGCGUGCGUGCGGCUCCUAGCGACGAUUCGGACGAAGACGAAGACGAAGACGACGAAGAGGACACACCUCCUUUGCCACCUCCCAAGAGUCCAAGGAUGAUGCCACCUCGACCGGUUGGAUAG